AUGCUCGCUGGCCCCAGUUCCCCUUCUUUUCCGCGCGCAGGGCAGUAUCCACGUGGUGCACGGGCUCGACGUCGCGCGCGCGGGGUGCUCCUGUACAUCUGGACGGCGGCGCGUCUCCAAGCGGACACACGCGUCUACGACUGGUGGGACUGGGCGGCGGGAUGGGCCUCUGCGACGCAGCAGGGAUGGGCGCAGGAGCUCAUGAACGAGGCCGCGCUGCGUGCGCUGCCGCGGCCACUGGAGAUGCUCGCGGGAGCGAUGGACAGCGUCGAGCUCGUCGUCAACAAGAGCAUGUCGGAUGCGAUCUCGUCCGUGCUCGUCCGCCCCACCACCGCGCGCUUCAAGUUUCUUGGAGACAACGCGCCCCGAUUGCGACUCGCGAGCCCGAGCAGACUCGAUCACGAAGUCUAA
This is a messenger RNA of Epithele typhae, 411 nucleotides long. RefSeq lists its product as uncharacterized. The transcript has 2 exons. Bases 1 to 411 code for a protein of 136 amino acids. The record is from RefSeq and is a predicted model, not a curated record. Lineage: Eukaryota; Fungi; Basidiomycota; Agaricomycetes; Polyporales; Epitheliaceae.